AUGCCGCACCAUACGCCUCCUGCCACCUGCCUCAGCAACAGACCACAUGACAACCGUGUCUCAGAUGCCGCGGUUCAUUUCAAUGGCUGUCUACCUACCUCGAGGCUGGGGCGCUUCUACGAAAGCCUCAGCCCAGAAAGUCAACAGCGAAUCGUGCGAAUCAACGAAAAGAUCGCUAGCCUUCGAGACCGUCUCGAGACAACCGAACGUGAUUCUACAGCUGGUGCUCGGCUCAGAGACUGCAAACGGGCAAUGGCUCAAUGGCGCGCUGCCACUGGUCGCCCGUCCCCGUCCUAUACCGCAACCUCCAAACCUGGCCCAGCUUCACGAUCAGAAACCCCAGGAACCCCGGCGUUUGGUGGCGCCAACCAUCCGGCCGACAUACAUACUAAAGCCUCUGUGAUGAGCUUCAAGAAUGGGCAACCAUGUGAUGUUCCUGGACUCGCAAAAACCUUCCCGAACCAGAAGAUUUCUAUGGCCGACUUGCUAUGCGAAGACGAGACCAGGAAUCCUAUCAUGAAGCCGGCCCAGGACGGCGCUGUCCGCUACUUUCACCUUCCCGCCAACAAUAUGGCUUGGGUAGAAGAGGUAAUUGCGCGAUACUAUCAUGAGAAGCGGCCGGAAGCAGGCGGCCUUUUUCACCAGUACGGAUCAAGGGGCCCCGAAUCAAAGACCGAGAGGGUCCUUCAACCCGGAUACUGGCGGGGCCAGCAGAACUUUGACGCUGAUUCGGAAGUCCACGCCCGACACAUGCGGCCUUUCUGCUCUGGAAUCUCGGUGGACUCAGUCAGCUCCGAGCCAAACCCCAGAAACAUGGUGUUAUUCAUGCCGUAUCUCCACUGGGAAACAGACCGGGGCCGGGUACGGUCUGCGGAGAUCACCAAAGAAGCCGGCAAACACAACUUGAGCUCCAUCGCUGAUGUGAUCAAGGAGGCUAAGCAUCAGUUAUCUCACACAGAGGCGGGAGACACUGUUGCUCCACCAACAUGGGCACCGCAACCUUCGCCUCCUGCAUUUGGAAACGUCGACAAGAGGAUGACCCUUGGCCAGGCCCUCCGUGCCGCUGCAGCAUUGCUCGAGGCCAUGGACUCGCAUAUGGAGGAGCAGCUCACAAUGCGGUAUUUAUACGCCGAACCCCCUAUGCACCCCAGAAGGACACUUGAUCAGGCCUAUUAUGGCGCUCUGAGGAGUACUGGUACCAGAGACAGGGAUCAGGUAGUGUACAGAGGGACCACCCCCCAGCCACAUGAUUGUAUCGGAAUGGAUGCUUGCCCGCAGUGCAACGAAGACAUCCGAAAGACGCCACGCCUCCUUAUGGUAGAUCAAUUGUGGUUGUGGAUACUUGAUGAGAACACUGUUGUCACUAGUUUCCCACGUCGUUGGAGCAGAAACCGGCCCGAUCCCUCGGCUAUCCACAAGAGCUUACGCAUGCGCCUCCGAAAUGCACGCCACGGCGAGAUAUCAUCCGCGUAUGACCUUGCUCUCGUCAUCGUAGAUGAAACCUCUCGCGUCUUCUUCGACAGAACCAAGACCAAUACAAAACAGCCCAACCUCGUCGAACUCUUCAACGCCGCCAUCCGAGAUCUAACGUACAAGCAGACGGCGGCAUUCGACCAAUUCCUCAUCUACACGCACCUCGCCUCCCGUGACUACAAACGCCAACGCCAUGUCACGACCGAUAACUCGUCACAGAACCACUUGCUCAACAUCAAUCCGGAGGGUGAGCUGCUCAAGGAGGUCAAGGAUAUCAUGGAUGAGAUCCACAUCAUGAUGCGAAUCAAGGAACAACAACAGAGCGUCAUGGAGAGUUUCGUCAAGCAUAUCCGGCGGGUUCUCACACCCCUUGCCCGCUCACAUCGCCCCACGGCGCCUACUGGCCUCGUCCCAUGGGAUGUCACGCGCGGUCCAACACUCGAGCCCAACAGUCCAUACGCUGACGAGGUUGCCCACUUCCGCGAGGAAGAUCAACGCCAAAAUGCCAAGCGAACCCUCACCAAAGCCGACAUGCUCCUGCAAGACGUGGAUGAACGCAUCGCCGAGCUCCGGGCCCUCCUCCAAAACGCCCGAAACACUUCGGUUGCACUCAAAGACCUCCUCACCCUCAAACAACAACAAGCCGGCGUGAUCGAAGCGCGCGAGGCCGUCAAGCAAGCCCAACUGACGCUCAAGCAAGGCCAGUCCAUCAUGAUCUUCACCAUCGUAACCAUCAUUUUCCUUCCCCUUUCCUUCUGCGCCUCGCUGUUCGGCAUGAGCGCGACCGAGUUCAGCACCGACGCCAUCCUGCCGCUCGCCACCGAGCUGCGCCUCAUGUUCCCCAUCUCGGCGGGCAUCAUCCUGGCGUCGUUCCUGUUUGCUUUUUCGAGCAGCGUGUUUGCGAAUAGUGCGGUGGUGUUGGCGCGGAGUGCGGUGAGCUUUGUGUGGAAUACCGCUGUGACGUGGGUGGUGGUCAAGACGGGCUUGUAUGUGGUUGGGAGGGAGAUGUUGGUCAAGGCGAAUCGUUUGCGGGAGAGGGAGGGGACGGUGACCGGGGCGAUGAAGGCUGAGGUGUUGAGGAGGGAGAAGAAUAUGGAGAGGAUGCGGGCUGCGGGGCAUGUGAGGGCGCUGGCGAGGCAGAAGGGGGGUGCUGGUGGUGCGGCGAGAGGGGGGAGGAUGAGUGGUGAUGGGGAGGGUGGUGAGCCGGUGAUGAGUCCAUUUUGUGAGGGAAUUCCGGGGAGUCCGAGUCCGUUUUUGGGUGGUUUGGGAGAGGGUGUGGUGGAUGUUGAGUUGGGGGAGAGGGUGUCCCGGAAGCCGAGUUCUCAAGUCCAUCUUGUUUCAGGGAGGUGA
This is a messenger RNA of Chaetomium globosum CBS 148.51, 2823 nucleotides long. RefSeq lists its product as uncharacterized. Gene Ontology annotation, molecular function: metal ion transmembrane transporter activity. The coding region runs from base 1 to 2823 and encodes 940 amino acids. The transcript has 3 exons. Lineage: Eukaryota; Fungi; Ascomycota; Sordariomycetes; Sordariales; Chaetomiaceae. The record is from RefSeq and is a predicted model, not a curated record. Gene Ontology annotation, biological process: metal ion transport; transmembrane transport. Gene Ontology annotation, cellular component: membrane.